AUGUCUUACAAGCUACUGUCCUCGCUCGAGAAACGAGCGUCUGAGAUGUUGGAGAGCGGCAACAUUCCUGAUGACUUUCCCAUGAUUAUGAAGCACGCGCAGGACCUUCGCAGCCAGCUUGCGCUCGAGGAGAAGCGCGCCCCAGCAGACUCUGCCGCAGCGCCCCAGCAGCCGCCGCAGAGCGCGCAGCAGCAGGACGUCCUACUCCAGGAAAUACGGAAGAGAGCAGAGACCCGCCACGUCACCAUCGAUGGCUUCCGCGAGUACAUGCUCGCGGAAAACGUCUCGGAUGAUUCGUUCACAGAGGGCCACGCCAUGGGCAUGGACUACUUGUUCUUCCUCCUCGACAUCGACGCGACGAACUAUUCCCCCAUCGGCGUGGCUCAGGCGCUCCACUACCAGAAGAUUCUCGAGCAGCUCACCAGGCUGCACAUCAUGAAUCCGAUUUUCUCCUGGACGAGGAAGAUGAUGAACGCCCUGAAGCACGCCGUCAGCUUCAUGCUCCACGAGUGCGAUCGGGACGAGUGGGGCCCGACGAGCCGAGCUUUGAACCUUCUGAAGUCAACCGCCGUCGAGACCGCCCUGAAGGCUUGCGCCGCAAGGCGCAAGGAAGCGACGCAGGCGCGCAAAGAGCUCGACGAGGCGCACCUCGAGAAUUACAUGUCCCUGGAUGAGGCGAGAGCCACGCUGACAGAGUCUGCGAUCGACUUGCGCGCGGUGAGGCGCAUCCGCGAGGGCAAGGAGUCCAUGACUUUUUUUUUCUGGCAGCGCGUGGCGUCUGUCGCCAUGGCGUGGCAGAUGGUCAUCCCUGGGACGUUCGGGGGGUCUGGCGAGCUGAAUGGCUCGUGCGAGAAUAAGGUCCUGGAGUCCAAGGCAGUUGGCUAUGAUUAUGUCAUAGUCAAUCGCGACGGACUGCUACUUGCCGCUCUGCUCCCGCCGCUCGAUGGCUCGAACUGCGACCCAGAGACCAAGCGAUUUAUCCGCCCCGCCCUAGCUCACAUGAAGGGCGCGGGCAUGUACCAGCUGCUGGGAACAGACGGGGGGAUCUACUGCCCCCGUCGCACGUUUCCCCGCACCAGCCUGCAGCGCAAAUGGGUCACAUCGGCUGUCCGUAAGGACGAGAAUCAGGAGAAGUGCCAGAGGGUGGUCGCGGACUUUCUUGCGCACGGAAUGGGGGCUGCCGAAGGCAAUUACGCCCUCGCGGGCCCGAAGGUGCAGGCGUUCAACGGCAAGUGCAUCACUAAAGCGUUAUUUGGUGACCCCGUGGAAUGGCCAUCUGACGACCAGCUGCUCAACGAUGAGACCGUCGAUGAGGCGAUUGAUCGCCUGCAGAACAAGUGCGGUCGCGCCUUCCAGGCGCGCGGGCGCCCCUCCGCUGAGCGGCGCGCUGCCGACCCCGUGGCCCCAGCAAGCCAUGAGGGGGCGGCGCGCUGCGUCCGCGCCCGCCCGCGCAUCAGCAAGCAACGCCACAGCGGCGCAGCGCGCGCUCGCGAGCCCUGCUGCAGCGCGGCGCAUGCCAGCGGCGGCAGCAGCGCCCGCGACCUCCCGCCCAGCAGGCGCAGCCACUGCGGCGCACCAAGCGCCCGCGAAGCCUGCCGCAGCGCAGCGCGCGCCAGCGGCGGCAGCGGCGCCCGCGACGCCCCGCCCAGCAGGCAGCGCGCCCGCGGCGCAGCGCGCGCCCGCGAUGCACCUUGCAACGCCGCGCGCGCCAGCGGCGGCGCAGAAGGCGCGCGGCACGACGCCGCCACCCCGCCAGCGGCUGAACGGGCAGAGGGCGUCCUUGCAUCAGUUUCGGAGGAAGACGCCUCCACCGCGGAGCACCGUCGCAUCCGCGAGACUGAACCCGGGCCGCGGGCGGCAGUUGGCGACAGCGCUGGCGCGCGCGGGUUCACGCGCCAGGACGCCGACGACGGCACCGCCAGCCCAAACCCCCCCUGGGCGACUGGCAGCAGCUCCUGCGCAGCAUCGCCUCUCAGGCUCGCAGAAACAGGUCGGUGCGGAGCGCUCCUGGGCGGCGCCAUGCCAGACGCCAUCGCAGAGGGCCCCCUGGCGAAAGCGCGCGGCAGCGCUGGCCCAGGGGCCGCGGCAGAGGAACAUGUUGUACCUUCUGACAGUGGCGAUGACGAUGCCCCGCGCUACAUCGAGCGCUUCACCGCGCCAGCGCCCCCGCGCUGCCCAGGGGCGCAGCGGCCCCCAUCCUUGAGAGAGGCCGAGCGCAAACUCGAACAAUUACUCGACGAGGCGGACGGGAUACCUCCCAUCGGCGCGAACAAGCGCGGGCGGGGCGAGCCCGAGGACGACGCCCGAAAGAGACAGAGGGCCGCCGAUGUCUCCGAGGGCGCGCCUGCGAGCGCAGGCGAGCAGAAGCCGUUGACGGUGUGCAGGGAGGACCAGGAGGUGCUUUGGAAGUAUACAGCGGGCCAGCGCAAUGGCAAGUACGGCUCCCUCCUCGACUGUGAGAUGAUAUGCCUUGUCAGCGAGUGCCGAACGAUAUAUGGCUACGACACUACCAUGCAUCCCGAGAAACCCGUGCAAUUGAUGACCAUGUCCAAGGGCAAGUCGGAAGAGGAUCAGGCGAAGAACUUCUACCGCCAGUUCCUGCAACUUGCCGAGGGGAGCACCGACUGA
Messenger RNA from Prorocentrum cordatum, 2628 nucleotides. NCBI's taxonomy places the organism in Eukaryota, Dinophyceae, Prorocentrales, Prorocentraceae. The record is from the annotation of a GenBank genome assembly.